AUGACAAGUCCAGCUAAUCAAGCACGAGCUCAGUGGUACUGGAAAUUGAAUUCUGAUCCAUGGUCAAGAAAUGCAAAAGAAGAAUGGACAAAAUAUUCUGAUAUCGAAUCUGAUGUCGAAGAAGCAUUUCGUGGAAAAAAUAAAACAAAACUAGCUGAACUAGAUAAUUAUUCCAUUAACUUACACGAUUCCAUUCAAAUCAGUAAAUUGCAUCCAAAUAAACAGCGGCAAAUAAAGCGAGUUCUAAUUAGUGGAUAUGAAAAUCAAGGUUUACGGGAACAAAGAUUCUCGCUUGCAUCAGCAUUGUGUAAAACGUUCAAUGAUGACUGGGGCCAAGACGCUCAUAAUUUUCUUUCACAGUGGAUCGAAGCGAAGAAACUCUCUGAUCCUGAAAUCGUGAAGCAGGCAGCGAAUGGAAUCAUUAUCGAAGGAAAGGAACUAGAUCAGCGUUGUCGAUCACAAUAUAUAGCUCACAAACUAAUAGCCGUGGAAAACCAGGACAGAGAAGAAAUUUACAAUCAGCCAUACACACUAGACCCCCUUUUUUACACACGACUAAAUAACGCACUGAGAGAAAAACACUCAAAAAAGGGAAACACUCUCGGCCCAUUUUGCUACAUUUUAUUCAGAAGUUGGCUAAAAACAGACACCAAACGUACAACCAAACUCUAUCGAGCAGCAAACAUCGACCAAAACAUGUUUAAAUGGUAUAAGGAAGCGACUGAUCAGAUCAGAUGCUGGGACGCCUUUACCUCAACCAGCAGAAACCGUCAAAAAGUGCAAAACUUCGGAAACACCUUAUUUAUUAUCGACGCCACAUUACUAAUUGAAAAACUGCCUAAAGUAGCUGCUCAUACGGAAUUGAAAAAUGUGCGAUUGAUACAAAAGUUACAUGUAAGAAUAUUUGACAAUAUUAUGAUUAAUAAAAGACCAGUAUAUGUUACUAAACAUCAAUUACAAUCAUUAUUCAACCCAGAUGAUGUCAAAUAUCUCAGUGAUACAUAUUCAAUAAUUGCUGAAUUAAAACAGAUAUUACUUAAAGCAUCAAAUGAAGAUCAAACAAAAAAUUUUCCAUUAUAUUCUAAAUUUCAUGAAUAUUGCUAUUUAAAACAACAGGCAGCACGUGCUACGUUUUAUAAUAAAACAGUUAAUGAAAUAGUUAUUAUGCGUUCAAACGCAUCCGGUACUAAUGAUAAAUACCAGUUUGAAAAUACUAACACACUAACACAACAACAACUGAAUAAAAAUACAAAAUCACAACAGCUAUUGAUAAACCAUACUGGUGAAUGGGGUGCAGUGUUUCAGUCAUUCAUUAAAAUACUUUCAUCAUCAAAUCGGUUAAUGAAUUUAGAUUUAUUAUCAAAUGAAUUGAAACAAAAACGUGAUACUUCAACAAAUAAAAUUGAUUUAGCUGAUAAUUUAUCAGUUGAAAAAGUCUUAUCCACUGAAGUUUUAUGGCAUAAUGCAAUUGUUUGUUAUAAAUACUACAAUUCAAUUAAUGAUCAACAACUCAUACAGCAAUCAUAUUGUGAAUACAUUCAAUCGGGUUUUUCAUUUGAAAUUAUUGACGAUGAUAAUUUUUAUUUUCAAUUUGAUUUUUUAUCAGAAGUUAUGAAAAACUUUGUACAAAAAAAAUUAUUAAUUAUUAGUGUUGUUGGAUUACAAAAUAGUGGUAAAAGUACUUUAUUGAAUUAUAUGUUUGGUACAUUGUUUGAUGUACAUAAUGGCCGUUGUACGCGUGGUAUAUAUGGUUCAUUUGUGAAGUCUAACAUUCAACCACUUAAUUAUGUUAUGUUAAUUGAUUCUGAAGGAUUAUUAGGUACUGAAAAAGGUGAUCCAGAAUAUGAUCGUCACUUAAUUUUAUUCUGUCUGGCGGUUUCACAUUUGGUAAUUGUCAAUAUUGCUGGUGAUCUAAAUCAGGCAUUAAAAGAAAUGAUCAUUCUCUGUUUGGAUUCCUUAAAAGAAUUGGGUCCAAAUAAAAUGCCCAAACCAAUGGUUCAUUUUGUUUUAAAUCAACGUCCAGAUACGAAUAUUGAUAAUAAUCGUAAAGCAAUCAAUAAUAUUGUGGAACAAUUGAAUAGUGACAAUUCAGAUAAAGUUAUUAAUAUAAAUGCUGAACAAUUUCAUUUCUUGCCGUCCGCAUUUAAAACUGAAAAUAUAUUGAACAACGAAAAACUUCCGUUAGUUCGUAUGACAUCCGGAAAUUUUAUUGAUAAUACACAAAAAUUAACAAAGAGAAUUAUACAAUCAGCCACACUUGAUCAUAAACGUCCUAUUGAUAGCUAUAUUGAUCCACUGAAAUGGAUACACAACGCGUACACCAUAUUCGAUAUUUUACAACGUUUUCCUGAUUUAACAUAUUUUAAAGAUCUUAAAGAAAAAAAUCUUAACAAACAAAUAAGUCAACGUAUAACAGAUCUUUUAAUAAAAAAAUUAUCAUCAAAAUAUAAACAACAAUUGUCAGAAAGUUCAUUAAAUGAAAGCAAAUCGAAAAUUGAAGAAAUAUUUAAAAUCUCAUUUGAUGGUAUACAUAAAGAAUGUACCAAAUAUUUAGAAAGAAUAUUUGAAGAUUUAGGUCCAUCUGACCUGGUGCGAAAACGUUCAACGCAGUUUUUAGAAACACAAAUCCUUGAAACACGUAAUGCAUGGCGUACAGCAACUUAUAGUAUAUUUGGAAAAAAGGAAUUAAACUUGCUCGUACGCGAUGCUGAACGAGAUCUUAUAGCUUUAAUUUCUAAAAUAUGUGAAGAAGAAACAGCUAAAAACAGAAUUAACUUAACAGAGGAUGCAUACAUAACAAUGUAUACACAAAUGUUAAAAAAAAAUAUGCACAAAAACUUUCCAGCAAAACAACAAAAGGCUAUAUAUAUGAUUUACAGUCGUUAUGAUAUCUUUGAAAAAAACUGUUUACUAGCAUAUAAAACUAUUGUUAAUGAAGUUGAUUUCAUUGAAAAAAUAAGUGAAAAUUAUCCAAAAUAUUCAAGCACAAAUGUGGAUAGUACAGAUUAUGACACUGAUAAUGAAAAUCAACAAAAACGGCAACCAAUGCCAUUAUCAGAUACAAUUAAGUAUAUCAAAAAAAAAACAUUAGUUGUUAUUACAUCUGAAACAAGUAUUAUUGAAGCAGACAACUUUGCUGAAAAUCUUGGUAUACCCUAUACAUUAGAAAUUAUUGAUAAAAUGAUAUAUUUACAUAAACAGCAGCUUCGAGAUAUUUAUCUACAACACCAUCAACAGUCAACGAUUAUUCAUCAUGGGACAAAAACUACUAGUAGUGCCGGUGUUUUUUUUAAUCGUAUAAGAAAAUAUUUUAAAUCAGCAGUACUUAUAGAGGAAAAUCUGACUGAUGAUCGUUAUAAAAUUCGUGAAUAUAGGAGAAAAGCACCGAAUGAAAUACUAGAUCUUCCUACCUGUUUUGAUACACUAUUUCAAGAUGUAAUGAAUGAAAUUGAAGAUAAAAGCUCAAAAACUAACAUCAAACAUUUCUAUCCAGUUAAUAUCAAUCUAAUACAAGAAAUUGUCGGUUGUGUUAUCACGUUAUUCAUCAAUCACUUCCGAAACAGUUACGACAUUGCUAUGGCAAGAGAUAAAUUACUGCCCGAAACGUUAGAAAAUAAAACUUGUGGAACAAUAACAACAGCCGGUGUUUGUGGCACAUUUUGUAAUCAAGCUAAAGAAACAGUUGAUGUUCGAUAUUUAGAACAAGAUGCAACGUCGUCAUCAGUACUUCUGCAGACGAGAAGAUCUUCUUCAGUUCAAACGGAGAAUGAAGAACGCAAUGGCUUCAUUUCAUUGAAACAAGAAUAUUUGCUAUUAAUAAAGGAAACUCGUACAUAUAUCAUCCCACAGUUACACACGUACGUAGAAAUACUGAACGACGCAGUUAGUCACAGUUUUCAAAAUUUACUCCCGACAGCAUGUGAUGUAAUGGUAUCCAUUCAAGAUUUAUAUCCACAGCUAAGGAUUACUAUAUCAGAUUAUUAUACAAAAACUAUACCACAUCAAAACGAUCCAAUAGCUGAAUAUUACGUUGAAAUUUACUGCGGUAAUGCAGGGAGAACGUAUUCACCUGUAUAUUCAAAAGUCAGCGGUAAAAAUGAUCAACUUGCAGCAAGGUUUACCAGAAUAUUUCAAAUGAUAAAUAACGCCAUAAAACGCCCAACAAUUUAUUUUGCAUCAGCCAAUGUGAUAGUUAAUGAUUAUUUCUUAAAGAAUCAAAAAGCAUUAGCAUAUUAUGAUAAGAUAAUGGAACAUUCAACAACAACAUUAACAACGGGUUUUUUAAAGUCAACAGUGUCGAGUGAAAAUAAUAGUGUACAAGCGCUGGAUAAUCGUUAUUAUGCAGAACUACCUUCAGUCUUAUCUUCCACAUUAUUCUCUCAAGGUCCUGUUAUACAGCAAGAAUCAGUGGCUACUAAUGAUGAUCAAUUGAUUCUGACAACAAGUAGUAAUGUAUGCCCAUUAUCUUUCGAUUCGUAUACAUCGAAGUAUGUCAGCACAAAUAAUGCUGAUACAAAACUAGCAACUGUUUCCGAAGUUCCAAUUGAAGAUGCAAUACAUGUAUUAUGGAUUGACAGUGAGAAAGAACAGUAUAAAUCUGCUUGUGACGAAUUAAAACGAUAUCUUAGAUACACAACAUAUAGGAGCACUAGUAUUGGUGAUGAUAAUAAACAACGUUUAUUAACCGAAUUAAAAAAUUUGAAAAAUAAAACAAAAUUAUUUCUCAUUAUGUCCGUCAAUGUAACUGAUUUUAAAAUAAUUCUUGAUUUAAUGAGUGAUUUUAAAUGUAUAAGUUCAAUCUAUCUUUUAUCUGUUGGUUAUGCUGUUGGCAUUCCCACUAAUGAUAAACAAAACGCUUACUUUGGAAUAUUAAAACUAUUAUAUCCAAAAAUUCGUUGUAUAUUUCAAACAAAAGAAGUGUUGAUGUAUCAGUUUAUAUGCGAAUUAGCUGUUUAUUAUAUUCACGUAGGUGAUAAGUAUAAACGUAUCGAGAAAUUUAAUUUAGCUACUGCCGUUUAUCAGUAUUCAGAUUAUCUGUUGUCAUUGGUCGAACAAGAACAUGAAGACGAUAAUAAAAAUUCAAUGUAA
Messenger RNA from Didymodactylos carnosus, 5088 nucleotides. NCBI's taxonomy places the organism in Eukaryota, Metazoa, Rotifera, Eurotatoria, Philodinida, Philodinidae. The record is from the annotation of a GenBank genome assembly.